CUUCUUCUGUAACAUUUCUAUUUUCUGCUACUGCAGAUAGGGUGUGUAUAUAUAUUAAUGUUCAUCUCUCGAACAGAAAAUAAAUUAUAGCUUUCUGUACCAUAGAACAGCAAGAUUCAUCUCUUUUGCAUAUUAAAAGCUCCAUCCCUUUUUUCUUUCCAGCAACAUUCACCCAUUGCCAAGACAUCCUCUUUGUCUCUCUCUCACCCUCCUUUUCCCGGCCCUUCUCUUUCUUUGAUCCGGUGGGCAGUCGAAGAACAAAGCGAACUCUCAUUGCCUCUCUGAGCUUGAAGAAUAUUAUCAGUGGAGAUGGAAUCCUGUGUCCCACCAGGCUUUAGGUUUCAUCCAACAGAAGAAGAACUUGUAGGAUACUAUCUCAAGAGGAAGAUUCACUCACUGAAAAUCGAUCUAGAUGUUAUCGUUGACAUUGAUCUAUAUAACAUGGAGCCAUGGGACAUCCAAGCCAAGUGCAAGCUAGGGUAUGAUGAACAGAAUGAGUGGUAUUUCUUCAGUCACAAGGACAGGAAGUAUCCGACCGGAACACGGACUAACAGAGCCACUGCUGCCGGAUUUUGGAAGGCAACAGGAAGGGACAAGGCCGUGCUCACCAAGAACAGACUUAUUGGGAUGAGGAAGACCUUAGUGUUCUACAAGGGACGGGCACCAAAUGGAAGGAAAACUGACUGGAUCAUGCAUGAAUAUCGUCUCCAAACAUCUGAGCAUGGACCCCAACAGGAAGAAGGGUGGGUGGUUUGCCGGGCAUUCAAGAAACCAAUCCCUAAUCAAAGACAAGGAUUUGAAGCUUGGAAUCAUGCUUAUUAUGUCAAUAAUAUCAGCCAUGCUAGACCUCCUUCAUUCUCAGAUACAGUAACUACUACACAUACGGUUCAUCCGAAUCAAAGUGCAAGUUUUCAUCAGCCUUUUAGCUCGAGUUCGGACCUCAUUUCACACCAAGAAUUUUUGGACAAUAAUAAUCGGCUUGUUGAACUCCCACAACUAGAUAGCCCUAGUACACUUUCAACAAGUUUUGCUCCCAAAGAAGGUAACUUCCACCAGACCAAUGAAGAUUACGAUGAAGAAAGGAGCAACAAUAGCAGCCAAUAUAUCGACUGGAAAAGUUUGGACACCUUACUUGCAUCACAAGUGAAUGAUUCCAGUACUUCAUCAUUUCCCCUUCAAAAUUUUCCUUCUAUAACGCAAAACUAUGACCUAGCAGCUGGGCAGCAAGACCAUGUUAGCCAUUUCCUUGACUGCUUUCCUGACAUAUAACAAAAGCUCUUGCACUUACAAUGUUGCGAUUUAUUUAUGUAAGAUGAUGUAUUCAUGGUAAUAAUAGUGCUAUAGUAGGAGCUAAGGUUAAUGUCUUGGUUUAGAAGUUGCAUGCUGAUGAUGAUCAUGUAUUUAGGUGAAUGAAUAUGUCUGUGCUAAGAGGAGAAUUCGCAUGCAAAAUGAAUCUCCUGCAAGUUUAGAGUCAUAGGUGAAAGUUUUGAUUCACCUUUCUUAAUUCUCCCUUUGCUUAUGUUGUUCCAUAAUUGUAAAUUGUGGAUCAUUGCAUGCAUAUAUGUACUUAUGAUCUUGUGUUUUCACAAUCUCGUGUUGUGUAAUAAUGACUGUUUCUCUAGGCCUUA
This is a messenger RNA of Populus nigra (black poplar), 1628 nucleotides long. RefSeq names its product NAC domain-containing protein 30-like. The transcript is spliced from 4 exons. Gene Ontology annotation, biological process: regulation of DNA-templated transcription. Bases 310 to 1269 code for a protein of 319 amino acids. NCBI's taxonomy places the organism in Eukaryota, Viridiplantae, Streptophyta, Magnoliopsida, Malpighiales, Salicaceae. The record is from RefSeq and is a predicted model, not a curated record. Gene Ontology annotation, molecular function: DNA binding.